Messenger RNA from Pseudozyma flocculosa PF-1, 2013 nucleotides. RefSeq lists its product as uncharacterized. Bases 1 to 2013 code for a protein of 670 amino acids. Lineage: Eukaryota; Fungi; Basidiomycota; Ustilaginomycetes; Ustilaginales; Ustilaginaceae. Gene Ontology annotation, biological process: proteolysis. Gene Ontology annotation, molecular function: aspartic-type endopeptidase activity. The record is from RefSeq and is a predicted model, not a curated record. The transcript has a single exon.
AUGCUGGCGCAGCGCAUCGUACUGGUCGCAGCCUGCGUCGUCGUCGCCGGCUGGGCCAACUUGGCAGCCGCAGCUCCGGACCACGCGCCGACCUACUUCGAUCCCGCACACGAAGCCCCAGCAGAGAGCCUCCGAUCGGCAGAGCUGAGGCCGCCGCCGCCAGCGUCCGACGUCUACGGCCACCUCGGAGGGGACCAUUUCGAUCAUGCGCAGGUGCAGCAGCAGCGACUGGCCCACCUGCGCCGCCGCCAGGCCGUCCAGGGUCCCCAAGACUCAUCGUCCAAUCCCCACGACAAGCUCCAGAUGCUCGGCUUCAUCGGCAGUGCAUACAACCUUCCGCUCAACGUGUCUUCCAAUCCGGCGCAGCGCGUCUUUGUUCAGCUCGAUACGGGAUCCAGCGACCUCUGGAUCGUCUCUGCGGGCUGCCAGUCGCAGCAGUGCCGCAGCGGCGAAGUCCUCAAGUUCGACGAGGGCCGCAGCUUGUCCUACCGUCCGCUCAAUCUAAGCCUCGUCGAAGGGCAAAGCGUCAACGUAUCGAGCAGCCGUGGCGACGUCGGUGGCUCGUCGUCGUCAUCGUCUCGCGGCCAGGACGGCCAGCUGUAUGACGGCACGGGCGGUCGACGCAUCGCGUACGCCAAGAGGCAGGCGGCAGCGAGCGCAUCGAGGCAGGUGCCGUUCCGCAUCGCCUACGACGACGGCACCGCCGCCUCGGGCCUCAUCGCCUCGGAAAACUUCACCAUCAGCGACCUCGGCGUCACCGACCAGCUCUUUGCCCUGGUCAACCGUACCAAUGUCACGCUCACCGAGCAGGGCAUAUCGGGCGUGAUGGGCUUCGGCUUCCCGCGGGGCAGCGUGAUUGCGCGCAGCCUGGCCGCCUUUGACGACCAGCUCGGUCCUGCCAAGGACAGCCCACUCGCCUUCUCGCUGCUGCAGGGCAGCGAUCUGUCCUACCCGCUGUUUGGUAUCUCGCUCGCCCGCGAUGGCGGCCGCAUCACGUUUGGCGCCGUCGACCCGAGGGUGCUGCCGCAGCCCGCGGACCGCGCUCAGAUCGAGUGGCACGAUGUCGUCCCCUUUCCCUCGGGCAACACGGCCCUGCCCGCCAGCAGCAGCUACAACUUCGACGAGCAGGCGCUGGGAGCCUACGUCUCGUGGACUCUGCGCCUGACGGAUGCGGGCGCGGCAGGGCAGAGCGCGCAGCUGAAGCCGACAUUCCCCGCCGUCGGCGCCGACCCCUUGGCCCUGCUCGACACGGGCACGUCGUCGAUCGUCGGUCCGCCCGCCGGGGUCGAGGCCAUCUUCCGGCACAUCACCAAUGCCCGCCACGUCGGCGGGGGUCGCUUCGUGGUGCCGUGCGACACGCGCGAUCGGAUGCACUUUUCCUUUGGUGGCCGCAACAUCACGCUGCUGCCGGACGACUACAUCAUCGGGCCAGCGAGCAGCCAGCCGCAGCUGUGCUUUGCCUGGCCUGCGGCCGUCGAGCCGGGCACCGACGGCGUCGACUGGGUGCUUGGCACGCCGUUCCUGCGAGCCGUCUACUCGGUCUAUAGCAUCGGUCUCAACGGCAAGGAGCCGCCCAAGAUUGGACUCUACCCGCUGCGCCAGCCUGCCGACGCCACGGAUCCGGCGACGAUCUUUGCGCCCGAGCCCGAAGAGAGCGUCAGCGCCUUCCUGCGCGAGCACGCGACGACGGUGGCGUCGGUGCUGCCCAACUCGCUCGUGAGCGUGCCCGUCGCCACUUCGGCGACGUACGCGUUCGUCAACGCCUCCGCGACGGCAUCGAUCGGCGUCGCUCCGACCUCGGCCGGGGGACCCUCGACAUACAGCCCGCUUCUGACGGCGCAGAGCGGCAUCUCGGGCGUGCCGGCGAUAUCGAGCAAGUCGACGCCGCUGCCCAUCCCGUCGAAUCCGGCGACGACGGGCGAUGCCAACGGCGCGCUGCCGGCACCGGCCGGCCUGGCAGCGCUGCUGGCGACGGUGGCAGCGGCGGCCAGCUUCGCCUCUCUGUUGCUAUGA